AUGGGGGCGGCGGCGGAGAGCCUCCUACUCCCCCUCCGGUUGCUGAUAUUUGCGAUAGUUGCUUCGCUCACCGUCGCGUACAACUCCUCCGGCCUCCCUCCUACUAUCCUCUUCAAGGUCCUCUCUCUCUCUCUCUCUCUCUGGGAUUCGGGGAGUUGGAGAGCCCUAAUCCUGCGAUAAUCGCCCCCUGUGUUUCCCAAUUUGAAUACAGGACGUGGUGAAGGCGAUCGCGAGGAAGGAGGGAUGGGAUCCCGAGGCGGUUAGGGUUUUCAAAUUUGCCAAUGGAAGCGUUCAGGUGGGGCGGUCGCGGAGGCUCGAGUUCCAGGUCCGGACGGGGAGUAGGACACUUCUGGUAUUCACGUUUCCUGAUGAGCUCGAUGGCGAGACCUGGAGAAAGCCCAGAAGGAGAGGGAGGGAGAGGGCUUGGUGGCGACUGGACAAACCUGUGCGAUGGCCGCGGCCUAGACUGAAUCGCUUUGAGCUGGCGGGCCCCCUGGAGGUGAAGUCGACCGGGGAUGACCGGCUCUCGCUUCUGCUACCGGUGAGCUUCUCUCAGACUUUCUCGGUCUCUAUCGCUUUGUGAUGCGGAUCCCUAAUGACACGCAAACGUCUUCUCUAAAACACUUGAAACAGUAAUCUAUAUAGUUGAAUGUACGGGACCGUGAGGAUCUCGUUAUGUAGGGGCUCGCUCAGAUUUCCUCUGUGCUCUCUUCUCUGCUACGCGGGGCAAGAUCAAGAGUUAAACACCUACUUUCUUUAUAGAACACGUCGAAUGAGGAUUUAAUUGGGGAAAAUCGAGUAGUUUUGAACUGGCGCAGUCCGAUUCAGGCUCUCUCAUUCUUAUUUUCUUCCACUUCUUUUCGUCAUGUACAGGAGGACAGGAAGAUGGAGAUGAUUUGUUUGGGAUUUUUUCACUAAAGUAGAAUUCUGAGCUCUAAACCAGAUGAUCUGCCGUGCUAUGCAGGCGAACGUCACACGCACCGGUUUGAAGCGAGUUGUUCUGGGAGGAGGGAUCAAAAUAAGGGUGGACGGAGCAGAAGAAGUCACUCUCAGCUACCCUUCUGCUUCUGGGUCCUCACUUUACAGAAGUGAGGUGGUACUGGACCAUGAAAGAAAGCCUUCUUUGUUCCGUACUCAGUCUCUUUGUUCGCCUCUGAUCUCAGUGUCCAUUUCCGGAUCAGUUUCCCUGGUUGCAUACAAGACUCACAAUGACAAGGCUUACAUUGAAACUGCAUCCCAGUCUCCUGAUACCUUGGAAUUGCUACCAGAUAAGUGCUAUUAUGGCUCUCACAGGCAAGAUCUGUCGCUGUCAAUUAUCUCCAUUUCUUCUCAGAUGAGCCUGCCAGAGAGGGUCCUCAGGAUGAUUCUAGACAGGCGAAUAUCUCAGCAUGCGACCCCACGCUCUGUCAAAGUAAGAAUCAUGCCAUUCACCUUGGUUAGAUUCCAAGUAGAACUGGAGAGAGACAUCGGUGAAGAUGAUAGAAUCUGGAGCAAGGCCCCGAAGUGGAAGUCAAGGCCCACUGUGGAGCGCGAUUGGUUUGAGGUUUUAUGCAGGGCAGAAGUCGGAAAGGAGUUGAAACCUGCGUUUCAGAGAAAGCUAAUGAAGGGUCGCUUUGUGUGGGAUUCUGUCUUGUGGGGUAGUCUGCAGCCCAAUGUUUCAUUCACACGGCUUCAUUCACUUGUUCUUCCUCCGGAAGCUUUCACAUUAGAUGUUUAG
Molecule: messenger RNA, 1717 nt
Organism: Spirodela intermedia
Lineage: Eukaryota; Viridiplantae; Streptophyta; Magnoliopsida; Alismatales; Araceae
Source: the annotation of a GenBank genome assembly